UGGUCAGUAUAGAUUUGGCCUUUAGGUGUUCCGCGUGUUUCUUUGCAGUUGUAUUAACGUUUUCAAAAAGUACAUUAAAUAAAGCAGCCAACAUGCCACGAAUUAUAAUUAACGGAGGUGUUUAGAGGGACACCACAGAAGAGAUCCUUCGAAGUGGUCGAAAUGGGAUGCCGCACAAACUGAUGGUCGUAGAUUGUCUUUUUAUUACACACAAGGUCGACCCGACAAUGCAAGGCUUGACGUGGCUCGAACGGUCCGAUGCCAACGUUAAAAAGACCGAACGGUGCAGAGAACGGGACGAGAAACUGUUGGUGUGUGGUCAAGCCCAACUCCCGGCCCUCCAGCAGUGCCGCCAGCCCUCAUACGGUCUCCAGUUGCAUUUCACGGGCUCUCUGUGUCGUCCCUUUCCCGAAGAAAAGAACGACGAACACUCCUUUGGGCCAACUACAGCUGUAAGUCAUCAAAAAAGCAAAACGGAUAAUCCCAGAAUGAUAAAACAUCCCAAACCCGAAACAAAACCGGCUGUAGGAGUUCCAGCCAGGACGAAGGAAAAAGACGAGACGGAAGGUGCGUGGAAUGCAGUUGGAGACUGCAAGAAGGCAGAGGGCGAUGUGCAAGUGCCGGAGGUCGAGUCCGAUCAAAUGCACCAGUUUUUCGUCCCCUACUUUGGACCAUUUUGUCUUUCCAAUUUCGGGAUCCGGCCGUUCGAUCCGCCGAGCUUUGCAUUCUUUGGUCGACUGUCUGCGUAACAAGGAGGCGAUCAGCGACCAUUUACUUCUCCUGCGUUUCAUUACUACCGUCCGGAGGGUUUCGUCCUGGUGUUUCCUCUAAACACCUUCUUUAGUAAUUCGUGGCAUGUUGCUACUUGAUUUAAUAUACUUUUUGCAAACGUUAACACAACGAUAAAGAAACCCACGGAACACCUAAAGACCAAACUUAUACUGCAACUCGGGUCUGAACAAGAGGAAUGUGAAAGACAAACUAAAAUUUCCUCAGCAGGAAGUUUUAGUUUUUCCCUGUAGUUUUUUCUUUCGUAUUCCUCUUGUUCAGACCCGAGAUGCACUUCAAGUUAUUGCUGUAACGUUUAAGAUGGAAGCAACGAUCUCGUUCGACUCCCGGAACUUCUGCAACGUCGUUAGCCUUCUUGCCUCCUCCAACUGCUUCUACGCAUUUGUUUUGUUCUUAUUUCAAGACAACGUUCCUCACUUAACCUGAUGUAAUCGCCGGAGAUGGUCUGCAGCACCUCAAACUGAUGUGAUAAUCCACUAAAUUGAAAAGUGAUGGUAGCAAUUCAUCUUCAUACAUCUUUGAAGGUGGUGGAUAUUGGACGUUAUUAACUAUUUUGUAUAAUUUGUUAUUUUAUUGUUUCAAUAGUUAAAACAAUAAAGUUUGAUUAUUUAUUUAUAGUA
Aethina tumida (small hive beetle) is the source of this 1409-nucleotide messenger RNA. RefSeq lists its product as uncharacterized. The transcript has 2 exons. The record is from RefSeq and is a predicted model, not a curated record. The coding region runs from base 168 to 749 and encodes 193 amino acids. Lineage: Eukaryota; Metazoa; Arthropoda; Insecta; Coleoptera; Nitidulidae.